Molecule: messenger RNA, 3591 nt
Organism: Gallus gallus (chicken)
Lineage: Eukaryota; Metazoa; Chordata; Aves; Galliformes; Phasianidae
Exons: 2
Coding region: 120-815 (231 amino acids)
Source: RefSeq, a predicted model, not a curated record
UUGUCUAAUGAGGGAGCUUUGAGCAUCACCCAUCCUGCUGAGUGGAAAAACACCGGCACGGCCUCUUCUUUGCUGGGGAGGGGGGAGCCUAAAGGAAGGGGUGUGGGGGAGGAGGGGCCAUGCCGCAGACACGGCGGCGGAGCUCGGGCUGGCAGGCGGCCGCGGGGCGGCGGGGAGGGGCGGGCGGGUGCGGGGCAGCGGCUGUAGCCGCCCGGGGCCGGGGCCGGUUCUCCCCCCGCGCCGCCCCGCGUGCUCCCGGCCGCAGCCUCACCCGCUGCCCGAGGGCUCCGCGCGAAGGUUUCGUUUCUCGUCUGUUGCUAUUUUUUCCAUCCCCGCACAAAGAGAGCCCUUCUCUCAGACAAAGCAUCCGGCCGCUUUACCCGGGAGGACGGCGGGCGCUCGGACUCCGCGGUCGGUGUCGCUCCGGGUGGGCUGGGGGGCAUUAUGUGCUCGGGGCGACCCUCUCCUGUUGGGAGAAGCGCGGCCGGCAGGUGCCUGGGGAGCGGCGCGGACCCGACGGCACCGCUCUGUGCCUCCUCCCCGCCCGGCUUCGGCCGCACGACAAAGUGCGGUGGGGCGGCCGCAGGAGAAAGGAGCAGAGCAGCGGUUUGUCCCGCUUUGGCUCUCGUUUCUCCGAAAGCCUGUGGUGCUCUCCUCGUGGAGUCGGACGGGGAUACGGCUCAGAGACGUCUCUCUGCUUUUCUACCCUCACCUCCUGUCGUUCCGUGAAUGAAACGCUCGGCAUCCGCGGGCAUCCCUGUGAGACUCCACGAGGGACUGCAAACCCAGGCAGCCACGGCCGUGCUGGGGAAUGAGGCAGAGCAUUUCCCACCUGCUCAGCUGCAGCGAGGAUGCCUCGAUGCCGACGAGGAAGCGGCAGUCGCAUCAGCAAAACACGAGUAGCGGCUGGAGCCUCAUCUGUGCCACGGCUCCUGCCAGCACAGCUGUACCACUGACAGCAGCGGAACAUUUUGCUCAAGUUCUCUAGAGGAAUCAAAGCCUGUAUUUUCUGUCUCUGGCUCUCCCUUGUUCUGUUGUUCCUCGUUCUUUAGAAAAAAAAAAAUCAGCCACACACAACACGUGGCUGCUCGCUGUGUUUGGGGAAAAAAAAAGGUUGGGGGAAGGAAAAAAAACCAGCCCAGGCUGUUUUGAAAUCAGUAGCGUGUAAACAGUACCUGGAACUGAGGGGAACAAUGAUAUUAAUUAGUCCUUUGGUGUCAUAAAUAUGUGCAUCGCUGCCUGCUGUUUCGUUACGAGACGGCACAACUUCUGCGAUGGAGCCCGGAGAGUGUUUGGGGGAAUGGCACUGCUAAUGCCUCCUCCAGCUCUUAUGUAACAGAGAUCACAAGUCAGAGCCCAAAUUGCAAAGCAUAAGCAUGUGCAUCAUAUUAAGCAUGUAAACAGUGCCUUAAAUUACUGUCCUUUUACUGAUGGUCUGGCUUUAAUCUGUUGCUAUUUUUAGUUCCGCAGUUCCGUUCAUUUCAAUGGUGGUGCCAUGAAUAGCAGAUCCAAGUGUCUCCCCUUCGACAGCACACCAUGAAAACGUUCAUCCAAACUGAAAUAAAUUCGGCCAAAACCGCUUUGGUUACAGGUAAAUAUAGUCCAAAUGACUUGUAUACCAGACCUACAGCAUAUCCAGGAGUAUGAUGCUAUAGAAAGCCAGGAUACAAUGCUCCUGUGCUUUGCACAUCACCCAGCGUGGCUGGGUUUGGCACACCUUUCCAAGGCACAGCUCAGCAGUGGUCUUCCUUUGUGUUCUGUCUCCUUCCUACAGACUAGACUCCCCAUUCGCGUGCAGAUCUCCUGUCUGGAGUUUUAAGGUGUUAGGUGCUGAUAUUGUGAGCACCUCUUGUAUCUGUUUAAUCCAAUAACAGAACUCGUCUUUAAUCUCCACGUCUGGGUCACAGGUUUUAAAAAAGACACUGGGCCAAAUCCCCAGCUUGGCUCUGGUGUGUGGAAAUGUACCGAGACGGCACGGAAGUCGGGAGGGAUUCACUGUGUGUGCACCAUGGGAAGGAGGUCUCAAGGGGCAGUGAUGGGACUGCCUCAUUUCGCAGAUGGAUGCGUAUUAACGCAAGCGUAUGGCAGAGGUAGAUCAUGUUUCUAUCAUGUGAGGGGCAUGGAGGGGGGAUAUCACACCAGGACCUAAGAUACGCUCAUCAGCAAACCUUUAAAAUUAAAGUGGAUUUGCUUUUUAAGGAAAAAAAAAAACCUUGUUUCUUCUCAACCUGUGCCUGCUCAAGGAAACGUAGCUCGGGACCAAGACAAGAACAAGAGACAGGUUUGGCAGGGAUUGGCAAGAUUUUACAUAUAAACAUUAAAAUAAAAAAAGCAAAAUUUAUUCCAGGCAGAACUCUAAGAGCACUCACUAUCUGUAGAGAAGGACAGAGGCAAGAAGGCAAAAAGAUGCUCUGAGUAAGCCCACUGCAUUGCAAGUCUCCAAACACAGAUUUCCUGUAUAAAUACCCCUAUACAAGGGCAGCCUUCAGGGUUCCCCUGCAUGGCAAAGGACCAUGAGCUUGAAAAAAGGGUGGCAGAUUUGGUGGGGGAUUUAAGCAUCAUGCAGUGACUCCGGAUUGCAGAUUUUAAGCCUUACUGAACCCGGGAAUAGAAUUGUUGCUAUUGCUAUUACGUACUGGGAUAUUUCACUAAUCCAUGCAAUCCACUCAGUUGUUGCAGUUUUAGUUUGUAUUUGUUUUAGAUGAAAUUAUGGCCUGGGCAGUUAAUUUUUCUUAGUUCAUCUCUUUAACUCAUACAUACAUAAAAUAUCAAACCAAAGCAAAGCACAACCUGUGAUUUCGGUACACCCCCAUCAUGUGAAUCUGCCAAUGAUGGAACCAACGCACACCAGGAAACUAAAAGCCACAGAAAUUCUUAAAAAGCAGCCUCAAUGGCUUUACAUUGUAUUAAGAAUGUGAUUUAAUACUACUGGUGGCCUAUUUUGCUUAUGUUUGAAACUGCUUGGCCAUUAUGGGAUUGCUUCCGUCGGUCAUUUCCUUACAUUGAGGUAAUUACAUGUUAAUUUGAGGCACUUUGCAAAUCUGGAAGGCUGAAACCUUUCCCAAACCCCAGGCAGGUCUAGAAAUGCCUCCUCCUUUACAGGAGCUGAUCCCUAAAGCGAGGGGCAAACCCAGAGGGACCAAACUGGGCGCCAAUGGUCACACUGUGUCUCAGGUUAACUGACAGCUAUCUGGAAAUAAAAAAGCUCUCCCGUGCCCAUAGGAUUUUCAAGAGCUCCUGAGCAAUUUAAAACCCUUGAGUGGAAUGUGGCAUCGAAUGAAAGCUAUAGGUAUUAUUAAAGAAUGUCUCCAAGCUGAAAGGCAGCCGGCUUCAUAAAAGUGAGCUAAAAGCAAUAACGGGGACUCUGCUCUGCUGGGUGCUGCACGAGCUGUAUGUUUUGCAUUUUGGAAGUCGUGUCCAAAAGAAUGAUCUUUUUUUCUUCACUGUUGCUAUUGGGGAAAGGCAGUAAAAGAGCCGUGCAUAAAAUGAGGUUAAAGUAAUCUGAUUUAGAAAAUAAACAAUGUGUUUUCAUCUUUAAUUCACAGCCGGUCGUUCGGGAUCUAACAUUAAAAAGCAUAUAAAUUCAGCAAA